AAUUACAUAAUCUAUGAUUAAUAAAAGUGGCGAUGGCGUUUUAUGGUCUGUAUUCCUUUGUGAACAAAAAGUGGAGUUUCUGUGGUAUUUUCUAUGGGAGACCGGUUUAUUAAUGUAAGUUUCAAGAGUAGUAAUAAAAGAGCGCAAAGAAGCGAAAAUAUAAAAUACAAAGGGAAGAAAGGAGAACGUAAAAGUGCCGAGUGCAAGGAAUACAUGAGAUCCCGCUUUCGUCGGCCGGCGAACAUAUUUAUCUUCGACAGCAAAUGUAAUAUUUUAACAAAAAAAUAGGAAUAAUCCUAUCAGAAAAACACAUUUGACUGUAUGUAAUCAUCUGUGCAUGUUAUUAAAAAAAAUAUAAGAAUGUCAGAAAUGGAGAAAAAGGAAAUUUGUACAAUGGAAGAUCAUGAUACAUAUUCUGAAAGUUUAGAAAAGAGUAAUGUCCUGGAAAGUAGUGGAUUGAGUGCCUAUGGCGAGAGCCAAGAUUUUCAUCUAGUAGAUAUUGGCGAUGAAGAAUCGUCUGAUAAAUCAGAAAAUGAGGUGGAAAGCACGCAGGAUACGAAAACUGUUUCUGUUGAUAAUGUAGAAACAACUUCAAAUGUAACGGAAACAUUGACUGAUGCUCAACACGAUGUACAGGAAGAUAAAUUAGCAAAGACAGAUUGUGUAGAAAGUACAGAACUGCCUCAAGAGAAAGAAGAAAGUAGAAAAGAUGAUAAGAAUGUUGUUGAAAAUAAAAGUAAACAAUCUGAUGAAGAAGACGACGUGAUACAAUGUACACCACCUGAUUCCUGUUCACCUUCCAAAAAACAAGUUUCUAGUAGCACAACAACAGGCUUGAAACGUAAAGCGGAAUCAUUUGAUGAUAUACCCAAUAAAGUGCUAAGAACAGAAUCUAAGGAAGAUGUGACAAUUUCUGGGAAGAAAGUAUUUGAAGAAGAAGAAAGUUGUCACUCUUUUAAAUCCGAGGAUUCUCAGCAGGAAUUUCCCAAAGAUUAUUCUGAGUCCAAUGUUAUAAUUGCAGAAACUCAAGAUGCAGAAGAUGAAGAUAUCGAAACUGUAGCUGAAAAAUCUGUAAUAAAUAAAGAAGAUACUAAGAAUGAAAAACAUACUGAAUUGGAAGUAAAAGAUUAUGAAAUUGAUAAAAAUGAAAAUUUCAAUGAUACCUCAAAAUUGAACGAAGCUAUUGCAAAUAAAGAACACAGUGAAGAAGUUUCUGAUAUAACAAGUACUGUGCAACUUAACGACAACAGGUCAUCACAAACUGAAGUGAAAGAAAAAGAUUCUACGUCUCCUGUAAAGGUAGUAACAACUGAGAAAACGAAAUCCGAUUCAAGUAAUGCUAAUGCAGAUAGUAUAAAUUUAGUUGAUACUUCUGCAAAAGAUUCUAAAGUAACGCAUAGUGACAAAACGAAAGAUAAAGAAAACGGUAUUGAGUCUGCACAUACUAAUUUGGAACAAAAAAGCAGUGAAGUUGUAGAUACAUCAGUUUCAAAAAAAGAAAUAACAAAUGAAUCUCACCCUAACUUAAAUUCUGCAAGUUUAUGUAAGUCGAGAAACAGCAUAGAACUCAUAUAUGAUCGAACUGCAGUUAAUGAAAUUAAAUCAAAACCCAAAGAGAUCGUAGAAAUUGAUGAAGAAGGAGAGAAAAUUGUAUUAGACUCAUCACAAGAAGAUUCUGAUUUAAAAAUAGACAAAAAUGUUUUAGAUAAUACAAAGUCCGAAACAAUAUAUAAAAGCUGUUAUGAGAGUAAAAGCAGUAGUGAAUUUAGUUUCAAAUCAUUAGAAAGUACCAAAGAGUCAGCCCUUGAAUCUACUAAAUCUAAUAAUAAAUUAGUAAAUGGAAGCAGCGAGUCUAAAAGAUGUGAUACUGACAGUACAGCUAGUUUACAAUCUGAUACAUUUAGUGAUGUACCAGCUGUCUUUGAUAAAAUAGACACCCCCGUUUCGGUACCUGUACAUAAUCUGAAUAAGCAGAGCAAACCAGUUUCUACACUUAAGGAAAAUGAUCAUGCUGAUUUAUUAAGUGUAAGUGAUAAUGAACCUGAUGUUUUUAUAGUAGAUGAUAAAAGUAAAUCAAAUUUAACUCAUAGCAGUUCUAUCACAAAAGCUGUCCAAAUGGAAAAAGAAAUUGGUAUAUAUGUUAGAAUGAAAUGCUUACUACAUAUUGAUGAAGGUACAAAGGAGUUUCUAAAUAAAGAAAUCACGGGUGUACAAUGCGAAACUAUUGCUGCAGAACCUACGUUAACACGGCAGAAAAAUAACGAUACCUCUGCUUCACUAGCAGAUAUUUCUGGGAAUGACAAUAAAGAUACAUCUCCAGGAUCAGUCAAUAGUAAUCCGCAGUUAUAUCAAUUAAAUCCUUCUAGACUUUCAUUUGCAUCCACAAUCAGUUCUUUAAGUUCUGCAUCUAGUGCUGCCUCACUAGCAGCUAAACUUGCGAUAAGGGAUAGCACACAUUUCUCUUUGCCAAGAGCACCUGCAAAACAUGCAAAAAAGCAAACUCACGAUAUGCAUUUAUUGAAUGAUAAGCAAGCAUUAGAUGAAGCCUAUGAACGACUUAGUAAAGAAUGGCAAAAUAGUCAUCUUCUCACAACGACUAUUUUAAAUUUUGUUAAUACAGAACUUAGUGGUAUUGAUACAUGUAACGUUAGUAAUGAGAGAAUAGAUGAUCAGUUGCAAAAACUUAGAUCCUCUACGCCAGAAGUUCCACAAGAAGUAGCACAAAUACAAACCCCAAAAAACAGUAAAAAGAGUAAAUCGGUAAAAAGGGCGAGAAGUAAAAGUGUAAAAUCUGAAGGUCAAUCAGAAGGAUUAAAUAAAGCCUCUUCGAAUCUUCUAAAAUCUACAGAAAGCAGUACCCCAAACAGGAAAAAGAAUAAAACAGAACAUGUAGAUAAUACUUUAACUGCAAUAGAUGAACCAGCAAAAUCUCUAUCACAAGUAAUCACAGAUGAGUUAAUUGGUAAAAAUGUUUUCGCUAAAUGGUCUGACAAUAAUUAUUACCCUGGUAUUGUUACCGAUAAAGUAAAAAUAAAGUAUAAAGUAAACUUCCUUGAUGGAAAAAGUAAAGUACUUAUAGAAGAUUUUGUUAUACCGAUACCAUCAGUUUUAAAAGAGGGUUUGUCUGUUUAUGCUACUACUUCAAAUGAUGAUUAUGGAUCAUGUGGUAUAAUCGUAGAAACUCAAACUGUAAAUAACGAAGUAUAUUACACUGUGGAAACGGACGAGGGAGAAAAAUUACGAGUUCAGGUUAAGGACAUUUUCUUGUCUACUGAUCAAGCUCAAGUGCUAAAAGAAGAAAUGGGUUCUGAAAAUAAAAGUCUUCCGGUAACACCAAAACAUUUAGGUCAAAUAACACUAGAUAAUAUGAUUGAUGGUAAAAGACGUUCUAAACGUAUUGCCACUCCUGUGUAUUUAACUCCCAAAGCUAAAUUGAUUCAAACACCCACGAGUAAAAUCGAGGCAGAACCAUCUGUUUCUGGUAUAUCUUCGUUAAUGAAAAAAGAAAAGAAAGCAUCUUCCGAAAGUGAUCUUGUUUCUAGCGAUUCAAAUCUUUCUCUAAAGGAUGAAAUGUUUUCCAUUGGUAUACAGUCUGAGAUAAUUGGAACUCCAUACGAGCAAACUGUUAAAGGACCACAAAAUCGAAUUAAAAGUAAAUCAAGAAGUAAAAAGAAAGUAGACGAUGAAGAAACAAUUGCAAUAUUUGGUCCAAUUCCACCAACAGAUUCGAAUCUGUUUAAAGGCAUGUCUUUCAUCCUUACUUGUGCACCGGUAGAAAGCAUUGACCGGUUUCAACUUGAAAACAAAGAUUAUGGUUCAGAUCCGGGAACAGAGAAUGAAGAAGAAUGGUCAAAGAAACCUUUUAUAAGAGAUAGAUUGAAUGCACAAAUAGUAGCAGGUGGUGGUAAAGUUUAUACAGACUUCAAUGAAAUACCACAGGAAGAAUAUAAAAACACAAAGUUAAUAACAAACGUGCCAAACACAACUGCGAAAACUUUGUUGUGCCUCUCAGUUGGUAUACCAGCGUAUCAUCAUAAUUGGAUCAUAAGAUGUUGUCAAGAAGGAAAAAUUGUAAAUCCAGCUGAAGAUAAAUUACCUACAGGGUGGAGUUUGGAGAAGAAUUCAUAUGUAGAAAUGUUCCAAAGACAUAAUAGCAAACCACUGAAUCAAAUCAUUGUAAUAAUUCCAGUUACAGAGUUUAAUAAACAGUUUGUUACAUUUUGGCGUCAAAUUUGUGAAAAUGCAGGUGCUGUUGUAUUAUUAGCAGAUAAACCAGAUACAAUGGAAGGUUUCGUAAAUGGAACAGUAAUUCUUACAAACAAUUCGUGUCCAUCUUGGGCAAUAGAAAAAGCCACUGAAUUACAAAUUCCAUUGCUUUCUGCAACAUGGAUCGUUCAGUGUUUGAUAGAAGGAAAAUUUUGUCAAUACGAUUCACAAGCACGUUAUAAAUAUAAUUAUAUAAAACAUUAAGUGCACAUAACAAUCAAGAAGCUACUUUAGUUUCAGAGACAGCGUCUGAUAAAAACUUAGUUACAGCGAUUAUAUUACUUUUGACAAUGCCUAUGUAAAGUUAACGAUGAUCGAAAAAUAUUGAAACAUAUUUUAUAUAACAAUAUUGUGUACUGCACGAAUAUUUGGUAUAAAGAUUUCUCUUUCUGUGACCACCCACUAUAUUUGAACUUACAUAUGCUUACUACGUACGAUAGUGCUUAUCAUAAAAACAUAAUGUUAAAAUUUUGUAAAAUUUUGUAUAAAUGAAACUUCUAAAUCAGAAAUCAUUUUUAUAGAUAAAUGAAAAAAAAGGAACUGUAAUUUUAGAAAAUAAGUUUUAAUCGUAACGUACACAAUUCGAUGUUUACCACUUAUUCCAUUCAUAUUUUUAUUGAUAGGUUUAGUAGGAACGAAAUAGCAGCAUCAAAUUUCGUCCGGUUCUUUUGAAUAUUGUUUCAGUAAAAUGUGAAAUGAACGUUGACGAUAUAAUAUGAUUAAGAAUUUAUAAUAAUUCGUAUUUACAUUAACGAUGUAAAUAACUCGAUGCAUUACUUCUUUCCAUGUUAAAAUAUUUACGAUAAUCAAAUAACGCAUUUAGUUGUACGAAAAUUAUAUUUUAAUGAAUAUACUUCUACUUAAGAUUUUGUUAAUAACUAUUGUCUGUUGGUAAUUGACGUGAAAAAUUUGUAUGUCCCAAAUUCUGUACCAUUAUGAAACAGACAAUUCUUAUAAAAACUUUUUUUAAUUUAGAUGUUACCUUAAGUUGAGCUUGUCGGCUUUAAUUGGAAUAUUUUGUUCUCGUUAUUCUAAUUACUGACGUACAUAUAGUAAAUAUUAAAGUACUGUAAAUCAAAGUUAACAAUGGGUAGUAUAUCCUGUAAAUAUUUUUUUACUUGAAAUUACAAUAAUGGAUUAUAAAAACUAUUUACAUUACAUUUUUAUAUUCUAGAUAUAUAUAUACAUAUAUAUAUAUAUAUAUAUCUCAUUACUAACAUAAAUUUAUAAAAUCUUUUAUCGCCUAUGCACAUAGUUGAUAUAUGUUCAGUAAAAAACAACAAAUAUCAAGCGAGUUGCCUAUAAAUACUUCAAAUUAAGGUAGCAUUAAUAAUUUUUAACGAAGAAAGAUACUAAAAAUGUAUCUUAAGCGUGUUUACAACUUUUUCAGUAAUUAAUUUACAGAAUGAUUUUCUGUUAGACCAAAUAUCAAUAAAAUGAUAAAAAUGUAUGUGAAAAGUGCACAUGUGCGAAUGUGUGUAUAUAAGUAAAUAUAUACAUAUAUGAUAAAUUUUAUUAUGUAAGAUGUAGUUAUCAUGUAAAAUGUUUGGGGAUAAAAUACAGUGACAUAUUUUGGCAAAA
Megachile rotundata (alfalfa leafcutting bee) is the source of this 5847-nucleotide messenger RNA. RefSeq lists its product as uncharacterized. Gene Ontology annotation, molecular function: histone binding. Gene Ontology annotation, biological process: DNA damage checkpoint signaling; positive regulation of transcription by RNA polymerase II. NCBI's taxonomy places the organism in Eukaryota, Metazoa, Arthropoda, Insecta, Hymenoptera, Megachilidae. Gene Ontology annotation, cellular component: nucleus. The record is from RefSeq and is a predicted model, not a curated record.